AUGUAUUAUUAUUUUGAGGAGAGAGAAAAUUAUUCUACAGUUUAUUUUAAAAAUCUUUGUACGCAAAUAAUAAGAAUGCCUAUCUCAAAAUAUAGAAUGGUUUUUUGUGGUUAUCAAGGAGUUCACGCACGAUUCAAAGAUAGAUUAGAAAAAGUUAAAUUUGGUGUACCAAUGGCAUGUGCAUUUCAAUCUGGUGAUAUACCAGGACCAUUACUUGUAUUACUUUUAAAAGUUAAUAAAGAAGGUCCAUUAAGAAAAGAUAUUUGGAGAGCUCCAGGUAAUCAAGCACAAGUGAAGAAAAUUGCUGCUAUAAUGAAAGGAGGUCGUAUGAUGAAUAUUUCAGACAUAAAUGUUUACACAGCUGCAUCUAUUGUUAAGAGAUUUUUGUCGAAAUUACCAGGAGGUGUAUUUGGUCCUGAAAAUGAACGUCUUCUUUUUGGUAUACUACACGAACCUGAUCCUGUUAAACAACGUGCUGUUUUUGCAAAAAUUAUUCAUGCCAUGGAUCCUGUAUCACAAAAUUUUAUGGUUCUCUUAUUUGGGACAUUUAGAAUAAUUGCUGAUUCUUCAAUAACAUUCGAUACUAGAAUGAAUCCUGAAGCUAUCGGCAUUUCUGUUGCUCCAUCACUUUUUCAUACAUGUAUCAAUGACACAAAAGCAAAAUUUGAUGAUGUAAGAAAAUUUAAACAAGCAUCACAUAUAAUUGCUAUUCUUAUUAAUAAUUUUGGUUUCACCGAUAUGUUCUCUCGUGAGUCCUAUGAAUACUACGCUAAAAUCACGGGUCGUACAAUUCGGGUAGAAGAAAACUGGAUGUUCUCAUUUCAAUAUCCAAUAAAAAAACGGAAUGAACGUCGCCAGAACUUAGGAACAUCACUUGGAGUAUUAAAUAUUAAUCAUAAUGAUACUGAAGGUGAAGGAUCAGAUGAUAAUAUUAUUUUACCUAUAGCUAAAAGAUCAACAUCUGCUUCAAUAGUAUUAAAUCGAAGUGCUAUUGGUGCUGCUUCUAUAACUGGGUGUGUUGAUCCGCAUCAUCAACCAUGCUGUUCCUGUGCUAGUGCUGAAAAACCACUUAGCUUAAUAUUCGGAAUCAUUGUGAGACGUCCCUCAUUUGAAAUGAAUAAAGAACAUUUUUUUGAUACAUGUAACAGUAUGGAUCAUGAAAACGACAAUGACAAUAAUCAAAUACUUAAUCUGGGUUCAAAUGUUAGUGUAUGUUCUAGUGUUCUUCGUUGUAAGAAUAAUUUUUCUAAAUCUAAAAAAAAUUCACAUUCUCAUCAAAAUAUUAAUCCUACAGAAUGUUAUUGUGAACCAUCAUCUGUUAAAGAUUCAAUAAAUUGUACAUGUACCAAUUCAAUAUACAAUAAUAUUAACAAAGAACUUUUAUCAAGUCGUAUUAGUACAUCACUUAAUGAAGGUAUUGAUAUGCCAAAAUAUCUUCUUGGUUAUGAUCGUAUUGUAAGAGAAGAUAUAGCUGCUGAAAAUUCAAGAUCUCUACAAAAUUUAGAAUAUGUUCAUACUUUACAAAAAGGAAGAAUGAAAAAUCGUUCACAAUGGUUUUUAAAUGGUAAAGCAAAUACUACAGAAGACAAGCAAGAAAAGACUAGUAAUUUUAACGAAAAUGGUCAAAAAUAUGAUAAAACUAAUAAUAUUACAAAUAUUGUCGCAAAUGAUAAUAUAAAAGAUGAUCGAGAAAUAUUUAAUGGAGAAACGUCAAAUUCAACAAAAAAAUAUAACAAAAUGCCACUUACAAAAACUUUAUCUGAUAAACCUAUAUUACUUUCAUCAUUAUGUAAUUCUACUUCAGGUAUAGAAAGACGUUCCUCCUGGAAAAAGCAUUAUUUCCGGGCACAAAAAUCACUUGACUCAAGUAUUGAAAAUAACAACAAAACUGAUGACAAUUUAACAUUUAAACAAGAUAAACCAAUACGUAGAAUAUCAACAUUAACUGGAUUUACAAGAUUAACAACUAAUGAAGACGACAACCAAAGCAAAUACAACAAAGUAACAUUGGUGCGUCGCAAAUCAUCAUCAUCAAUGAAAAAUAAAUCAUCAAAUUACUAUCCAACAUCAAAAUUAAUCUUUUCCAAAAAUUAA
Strongyloides ratti is the source of this 2094-nucleotide messenger RNA. RefSeq names its product Rho GTPase activating protein at 71E. The transcript is spliced from 8 exons. Gene Ontology annotation, biological process: signal transduction. The record is from RefSeq and is a predicted model, not a curated record. NCBI's taxonomy places the organism in Eukaryota, Metazoa, Nematoda, Chromadorea, Rhabditida, Strongyloididae. The coding region runs from base 1 to 2094 and encodes 697 amino acids. Gene Ontology annotation, molecular function: GTPase activator activity.